Molecule: messenger RNA, 2069 nt
Organism: Poecile atricapillus (Black-capped chickadee)
Lineage: Eukaryota; Metazoa; Chordata; Aves; Passeriformes; Paridae
Gene: SET
Product: SET nuclear proto-oncogene
Exons: 8
Coding region: 300-1133 (277 amino acids)
Biological process (GO): nucleosome assembly
Cellular component (GO): chromatin; nucleus
Molecular function (GO): chromatin binding; histone binding
Source: RefSeq, a predicted model, not a curated record
CAUGCGCGCCGCGUGCCCGCCCCUCGCCAGCAGCAGAGGAGGAGGCGGCGGUGGCGGCUCUGGGCGAGGGAGCGCGAGGGGAGUGAGAGGCGCCGUUGCCGCCCCGGUAUCCGGCAGGACCGCGCGGAGGAGGCGGGAGCGCCGCGGCGGCGGAAGGACCUGAGUGGCGGCGGCAGCGGCAGCAGCAGCAGCAAUAGCAGCAGCAGGAGCAGGAGGAGUCAGUGCCCGGCCCCCCCCCCCGCGCAGCCCCAUUGCAGCCCCCCCCUCCCUCCCGCCCUCCGCGCUCCGCAGCCACCAACAUGUCGGCGCCGGCGGCCAAAGUCAGUAAGAAGGAGCUGAACUCCAACCACGAUGGGGCCGACGAGACCUCAGAAAAAGAGCAACAGGAAGCAAUUGAACACAUUGAUGAAGUACAGAAUGAAAUAGACAGACUGAAUGAACAAGCCAGUGAGGAAAUUUUGAAAGUAGAACAGAAAUACAACAAACUCCGCCAACCAUUCUUCCAGAAGAGGUCAGAAUUGAUCGCCAAAAUCCCGAAUUUCUGGGUAACAACAUUUGUCAACCACCCACAAGUAUCUGCACUCCUGGGAGAAGAAGAUGAGGAAGCACUUCAUUAUUUGACCAGAGUUGAGGUGACAGAAUUUGAAGACAUCAAAUCAGGUUACAGAAUAGAUUUUUAUUUUGAUGAGAAUCCCUACUUUGAAAAUAAAGUUCUCUCCAAAGAGUUUCACCUCAAUGAAAGUGGAGACCCAUCUUCAAAAUCGACUGAGAUCAAAUGGAAAUCUGGAAAGGACCUGACAAAACGUUCAAGCCAGACACAGAACAAAGCCAGUAGGAAGAGGCAGCAUGAAGAGCCAGAAAGCUUCUUCACCUGGUUCACUGACCACUCUGAUGCAGGAGCUGACGAACUGGGAGAAGUCAUCAAGGAUGACAUCUGGCCAAAUCCCCUACAGUACUACUUGGUUCCUGAUAUGGAUGAUGAAGAAGGGGAGGGAGAGGAGGAUGAUGAUGAUGAUGAAGAGGAGGAAGGAUUAGAGGAUAUUGAUGAAGAAGGAGAUGAAGAUGAGGGGGAGGAAGAUGAAGAUGAUGAUGAGGGAGAGGAAGGAGAGGAGGAUGAAGGAGAAGAUGACUAAUUGAACACUGAUGGAUUCCAAACCCCCUUUUUACCUUCUUAAUUUUUCUCCAGUCCCUGGGAGCAAGUUGCUGUCUUUUUUUUCUUGUGCUCAGUCGCCUUGUUCUCUUGAGGUCUCUUUUUCUCUCCUCUACACCAUGGUUCACAAUUUAUUUUGGGAAAAUACCUUGAGCAGAAUACAGUGGAAAAGAAUCUACCAGUUUCUGUUUCAAGUUCAUUUUUAUCCCUUUCUGUCUCAAAACAAAAACUGUUUAUAAAUUCAACACACCAUGUUCUGUGGGAAAAAAGAAAACCUUCUGCUCCCUUCACUCUGCUGGAAGCUGAAGAGUGCUAGGCCCCUGUGUAGUAGUGCAUAGAAUCUAGCUUUUUUCCUUCUUUCUCUGUAUAUUGGGCUCAGAGAUUACACUGUGUCUCUAUGUGAAUAUGGACAGUUAGCAUUUACCAACAUGUAUCUGUCUACUUUCUCUUGUUUAAAAAAAAAGAAAAAAAACAACAAAAAAAUAAAAAUAAAAAUGGGGUUAUAGAAGGUCAGCUGGGGUGGGUUUCAGAUGUUUGGGUGGGUUAAGUGGGCAUUUUGACAACAUGGCUUCUUCUCCUUUGGCAUGUUUAAUUGUGAUGUUUAACAAACAUCCUUGCAGUUUAAGAUGACACUUUUAAAAUAAAAUCUUCUCCUAAUGAUGACUUUGAGCCCUGCCACUUGAUGGAGAAUCAGCAGAACCUGUAGGAUCUUAUUUGGAAUUGACAUUCUCUAUUGUAAUUUUGUUCUUGUUUAUUUUUAAAUUCUUUUUUUUGUUUGGUUUUUUUUUGGUGGUUUUUUUCUUUUCUUUUUUUUGUUUUUUUUUUUUUUGUUUCACUGGAAAGGAAAGAAAGAUGCUCAGUUUUAAACGUUAAAGUGUACAAGUUGCUUUGUUACAAUAAAACUAAAUGUGUACACAAA